UUUGCUUAAUGCAUUCUUUCUUAUAAAAAAACCGCUUAAAAUAAUUUAUUUUUCGAUGCCUUAAUUUUUUUAUAAUUCUGAUUAUUAUUUUUUAAAAUUAUUUAAACUUGCGACAAAUUACUCUCUCCCCAGGAGAACCGCGAAAGAAAUGUAAGCAAACCAGUUCAAACCGGUUACGGGAAGAAGGUAAGAUAAUGCGCUGAAAUGUGAUUGAAAAUUCGAGCGUGGUUUUUGAGUUAAUGUUUUUAUAAAGUUCUAAUAUUUACCUUCUUGUUUAUUGCGAUUGACAAUUCGAUCCUUCAUAUUCGUCUAGUGGGAAAAAACGGUGUAUUUUCAUUGUUUUAGUUGAUCUGUAAAUAAAAAUCAUCUGGUCGCUUAGUUAAUACCGCUAUAUGACAUCUGUUCAAUUGGAUGGGAUGAAGGACCAUGUUGGAUUCGGAGGCCCAGUUAAUGGGAACAUGAUGGGCAUGCCUGAAGCUGCUAGGCUUCUUGACUUCACACAGAAAUUGGAUAUCACUUUACUUGAUAAUGUCGUUAAUUGCAUGUAUGCAGGUGUUGGUAAUGAGCAAAAAAUUGCUCAAGAAAUAUUGACAGCUCUUAAAGAGCAUCCUGAUGCUUGGACUAGAGUCGAUACCAUUUUGGAGUUUUCAGAGAAUCAGCAAACCAAGUAUUAUGGGUUGCAGAUUUUGGAAAAUGUAAUCAAAACAAGGUGGAAGGUUUUGCCUCGGGAACAGUGUGAUGGCAUCAAGAAUUACAUUGUUAGUCUAAUUAUUAAAACCUCCUCUGAUCCCAAAACUUUGGAACAAGAAAAGGUGUAUUUGAAUAAAUUGAACAUGAUUUUGGUUCAGAUUUUGAAGAGAGAAUGGCCAAAAAAUUGGCCAAGUUUUAUUACAGAUAUUGUGGGUGCGAGCAAGUCAAAUGAAAGUCUGUGCCAGAACAACAUGACCAUUUUAAAACUGUUGAGUGAAGAGGUGUUCGAUUUUUCAAGUGGUCAAAUGACACAGAUAAAAGCUAAACAUUUGAAAGAUACAAUGUGUAAUGAGUUUUCUCAGAUCUUCCAACUUUGCAACACUGUCCUGGAAACCUCAUCUUAUCCUUUACUAGUUCAUGCAACAUUAGAAACAUUGCUCCGAUUUUUAAACUGGAUUCCUCUUGGUUAUAUAUUUGAAACAAAGCUUAUCAGCACUCUUAUCUAUAAGUUCUUUAAUGUUCCUAUGUUCCGAAAUGUGACUUUAAAAUGUUUGACUGAGAUAGCUGGCGUUUCUGCUGGACACUACAAUGAAAUGUUUGUUCUCCUCUUUACUCAAACUAUGGAGCAGCUUGAACAGAUGCUUCCUGUUGACACUGUCAUAAAGGAUGCAUAUGCUAAUGGUGAAGAUGAAAACCAAAAAUUUAUCCAGAAUCUUAGCUUAUUUUUGAGUAUUUUCUUGAAAGAGCAUGGAUCCUAUGUUGAAAAGAAACCUGAACUUAGCAAGACUUUUCUUCAGGCAUUACACUACUUACUUUUAAUAUCAGAGGUUGAAGAAGUAGAAAUAUUUAAAAUCUGCUUAGAGUACUGGAAUUAUUUAGCAGCAGAUUUAUAUAGGGAAAGCCCAUGCCAAGGUGGAAUUCCGAAUACUCCUCUCAUUGUUGCAAGAAGCCCAAGUGCUGUGCAGCCUUUACGGAGACAAUUCUACCAUCCUGUUUUAACAAAGUUGAGAUAUAUUAUGAUUGGAAGAAUGGCCAAACCUGAAGAAGUUCUUGUUGUCGAGAAUGAACAAGGAGAAGUGGUACGAGAAUUCAUGAAAGAUACUGAUUCCAUACAGUUGUAUAAAAAUAUGAGAGAAACUUUGGUUUAUCUUACUCAUCUGGAUUAUAAUGAUACAGAGCGAAUAAUGACUGAAAAAUUACAUAAUCAAGUGAAUGGUUCUGAGUGGUCAUGGAAGAAUUUAAAUACUCUGUGUUGGGCUAUUGGUUCUAUAAGUGGUGCCAUGCACGAGGAAGAUGAAAAACGAUUUCUAGUCACAGUCAUUAAGGAUUUAUUGGGUUUGUGUGAACAGAAACGUGGAAAGGACAAUAAAGCUAUAAUUGCUUCCAAUAUCAUGUAUGUUGUUGGACAAUACCCACGAUUUUUACGAGCUCAUUGGAAAUUUUUGAAAACAGUGGUGAACAAACUGUUCGAAUUCAUGCACGAAACUCAUGCUGGUGUUCAAGAUAUGGCUUGUGAUACAUUCAUAAAAAUAGCUCAGAAAUGUCGCAGACAUUUUGUUCAGGUUCAAGUUGGAGAAGUUAUGCCAUUUAUUGAGGAUAUCUUGAAUAGUAUAAACACAAUAAUUUGUGAUUUGCAACCACAACAGGUUCACACAUUUUACGAAGCAGUAGGAUGCAUGAUUGCUGCCCAGACUGACCAAGCUGUCAGAGAUCAUUUGAUUGACAAAUAUAUGUUACUCCCAAAUGAAGUUUGGGAUGCAAUCAUUAGACAAGCUACUAAGUCAGUAGAAGUACUACAACAUGAAGAUGCUGUGAAACAGUUGGGGAAUAUUUUGAAGACAAAUGUUCGAGCUUGCAUGGCUUUAGGACAUCCAUACGUUAUGCAGCUUGGUCGUAUCUACCUAGAUAUGCUGAAUGUUUAUAAAGUGAUGAGUGAAAAUAUUAUAGGAUUUAUUGCUAAAAAUGGUGAAUCUGCCAUGAAACAAUCUAAAAUCCGUGGUAUGCGAACUGUAAAAAAAGAAACUCUAAAGUUAAUAUCAUCAUGGGUGAGCCGGUCUACUGAUCCUCAAAUGGUAUUGGAAAACUUUAUACCACCCCUACUUGAUGCAGUAUUAUUGGAUUACCAGCGGUGUACGGUUCCAUCCGCCCGAGAGCCUGAAGUACUUUCAACUAUGGCCACUAUUGUAAAUAGAUUAGAAGGACACAUUACUCCUGAAAUACCAAAAAUCUUCGAUCAUGUGUUUGAAUGCACUCUUGAUAUGAUUAACAAGGACUUUGAAGAAUUCCCAGAGCAUCGAACAAAUUUUUUCCUUUUAUUGCAUGCUGCUGUUACUCAUUGUUUCCCAGCAUUGUUAAAUAUUGCUCCUGCUCAAUUUAAGUUGGUACUGGACUCCAUUAUUUGGGCUUUCAAGCAUACAAUGAGAAAUGUAGCUGAUACUGGUCUUCAGAUUUUAUAUCAGUUGUUGCAAAAUAUUGCUAGUGAUGAGGCCAGAUCGCAAAGCUUUUAUCAAACCUACUACACAGAUAUUCUACAGCAUUUAUUUUCUGUUGUGACAGAUACUUCUCAUACUGCAGGUUUAACAAUGCAGGCCACAAUAUUGGCAUAUAUGUUCAGUUUGGUUGAGAGUGGAAAAAUCACUGUGCCCUUGAACCCAAUUGAGCAGGCGGCUACACAGCAGAAUAAUAUCAUCUAUGUCCAAGAGUUUGUAGCGCAUCUGUUGAAAACUGCAUUUGGUCAUUUGUCUGAUCCUCAAAUCAAAAUCACAGUUCAAGGUUUCUUUAAUUUGGAUCAAGAUAUCCCUGCAUUCAAGGAGCAUUUACGGGACUUUUUGGUGCAGAUACGAGAAUUUGCUGGUGAGGACGAUAGUGAUUUGUUUCUCGAAGAGAGAGAAGCCGCCCUUCUCCAAGCCCAGGAGGAGAAACGAAGAAUCGAUAAAUCAGUGCCCGGCAUUCUCAACCCACAUGAAAUUGCAGAAGACAUGCAGGACUGAUGAGGCUGCACAAACACUCAGUAGUGCAACCUAUAACUCAGCAGCGCUGCAGAUUCAGAACAUUGUAUCUUUGCCAUGUUCUCAUUUUCUUCAUCAUAUGUUUGAAUUCAGAAUUUAAGUUAUAUUUGUGAAAAAACAAGAGAAAACCUUUUUUGUGUGUGAAAUUUUUAGGACAGUAUGUGUGUUAUUGCAUAUUUGAGGGAAGAAUGCAAACAUCAUGCCCAUAUUUUGUAGAUAAUCAACUUCAGUUUUAAGUUUUGCAGCAACUGGUGCUUGAAAGUGUAAAAUGCUAUGUGUGUGUUUAUCCCAGCUAAAGGGUUAAAAGAAUUUGGUUGUCUGUGGCUGUAAAUAAACAUCACUUCAUGUUUGCAAAUAAAUUAAUUGGAUUCUUCCAAAAAAAAAAAGAUAUCUCAUCUUGAAAUUAUUGGCCUCUUUUUGAAGGCAGCACUGUGUGCAAAAAAAAAAAAAAAAUGGCUAUGAGGAGAAAAUUUUCUUUCUUUUUUUUUCUCUCCCCUCCCAUACUUUUUCCCGACUGUAGAUAAAUAAUAUAGCCUUCUCUAUGUAACACUUGUUUGAUUACAGAUACCAUGUUAAAUCUUAAAUUGUGGAAAAAUAAUUUUACUCUUCUAAACUUGAAUUAUAUUUUUAAAUAUAUAUAUAUAUUUUUUUGAUAGAAUGACCCAAGUUUUGUGUUUAUAUGCUAUUUAAAAAUAUGCUAAUCUGUUGGAUCUUCUUGAUUGACCAUUUUGUAAUGUGUUCAUAUGUUUUAAACCAAUUUAUUUUGUCAUUAUUGUGAUGUUUUUUAAAUAGUGAUAUUGCUGUCAGCAAAAGUGUUUAUAUUUAAAAAACAAAAGAAAAAAAAGAGCAUCUUUUUACUUCUCAUUACUGAAUCGUGUGUACGAAGUAUUUUAUUGGUAUGAGAGCGUCACUGUAUCACUUACAACUAAAAACAUGACAUUCAUCAACGAAUAGAUCAUCCUGUAUGAUUGGUAUUUCAGGGUGUCAGUAAAUUAUUUUCAUGUUUAACGAGUUGAAAAGGCAAAUGUGAUUUAUGAGAGAAAUGCUCUCUAAUACUUAACUAUUUAAUUCAUGAAGAUCUUUUCAUCUUGAAAUGAUUUUUCCCCUCUCCUGCUGACAGUAUUUUUUUAAGGUGUUUUCAAUGACAUCUUUUCUCUCCUUUCUAAAAACUUUACUUUUUUUUUUUUUUUUUUAAUAAUCUGGAUUGCUGAAUAAGAAACUGAUGACUGACUAAAAAAAAUAUUUUAUGCUUCUGCAUGAUGCCGUUGAUACAAUUGUGUGGACACCCUGUAUUCUUGUAUCAGUGUUAAAUUAAAUUUGGUUUGAGUGGUAGAGUAAAUGCAUUUCAUAAGUUACUAUACAGCUAUUGCUAGUUGCUGCUAAUUUACCCCUGUGGGGUAUAUUUAUAAAAAUACACUCUCCUUUAAAAGGAAAACUAGCUUCUUUCAUUUUCAUUUGCCAUUUUUUUUAUUUUUAUUUACAUUUCCUUUUUAAUCACCUGAUUUUUUUUUUUUUUUAAUGUUACCUACCUCUGUCUGGUUUAAUCUUCUCAUUUCCAAAUAUUUCCUUUGCCUUUCCUAGUCAUUUCUGAUAACUUUGCUUAGUACAGUUUCAAAGAAAAGGCUUGGGGAUAUAUUUUUUUCUAGACAUUCAACUUUUCCUAAUAGCUUGAUAUUUUUAAGGGGUAACUAAAUGCUAAGAUUCUAUUUCUCUGCUUUCUCAAGCUUAUUAAAAGUAAAUUGAAUUUUGAAGUAAAUAACUGGUCCACCAAAUUUCUAAAUGUCAUGUGUUUAGUUUUUCUUUUUUUGUAAAAGAUAUUAAACUUAAUAAAAACUUUAUUUCACAGUUUCA
Argiope bruennichi is the source of this 5549-nucleotide messenger RNA. It is a transcript of the gene emb, whose product is annotated as exportin-1-like. Gene Ontology annotation, molecular function: small GTPase binding; nuclear export signal receptor activity. Gene Ontology annotation, cellular component: nucleus; cytoplasm. Gene Ontology annotation, biological process: ribosomal large subunit export from nucleus; ribosomal small subunit export from nucleus; protein export from nucleus. Bases 393 to 3680 code for a protein of 1095 amino acids. The record is from RefSeq and is a predicted model, not a curated record. NCBI's taxonomy places the organism in Eukaryota, Metazoa, Arthropoda, Arachnida, Araneae, Araneidae. The transcript is spliced from 30 exons.